UUUUUUCUCUUCUCGUUUCCCUUCUUUCGUUUUUCGUUUAUCCUCGUGUCGCGACGCGCGCUCCGACACUCGACUGAACAAACUGCAAAGAGAGCAGAGAAUAUCCCCCGAGAGAUAACGGGGAGGGGUUACCCGCGUUUCUUUCUCUUUACGCUAUUGCGAAACUCGUUCGAAGUAAAAUUGAGUUUAUAUUGUGUAUGCGUGUCGUUACGUGUGGUAGCCGGGAGUUGACGGUAGACCGUUAACUUUUAAUACAGCGAAGGUAAUUGCAGCUGGAAUAUCGUCGUUUGUCGUUCUUUUACUACUACCAACGAUCAUACACGAGUUGACUUUUGUUUGCCGGAAAAAGAGAACGCGGUGUGUGCACUACCGUCGUAGCUGUAAGAGAGAUAAAUAUCAUCAUCGAGUGCGAAGAAGUAUAUCAGCACUGCGGAGUUUGGAUUUCGAAACCGUUUGGAAUUAUUAUAGACAUUCCGCGGCUCUGCGGAUAGCUAUAGAUGAAUUAUUACGUAGUGGGGAUCGCGAUACGUAGAAGAAGAAAAACUCUGUUUAAAAGAAAAUCAGAGUGUGUCUCGCUCUCUUGGAACUGCGAAUUAUUAUUUAUUGGAUGGGUAAAAAAGACUGCGUCGCAAAACGCUGAACAAAUAUUUGUCGAGUCGUAAAGAGUAACGAACCUACGGUACGGCACGCGGUGUGGGUACAUUCAAUUUAGUGGAGAUUAGGGCGUAAGCAAAUUUUGUUUGCUCGUACGUCGAUACAACCCACAGCUGUUACUACUUCGAAAUACUCGCGAACCUGUAAAAGCGCAAAACGUGAGACGCUUCUUACGGGGAGGCCGUCUUGACAACGGAAGAAGAAAUCGUGUAACGACCCUGUUUCGCGUCCGUUCGGUUCGGAUCAUCGCUCUCGCAAAAAGGCUUCUCGAAAGUUUUGUUAACUUUCCGUUCUGUUUUUCUUUAGUUAUUAUCCUGUUACUACUCGCUUUCAGACGUCGUUGACGCCAACUUAUCACCCCGACGAAGAAUCCAGACAGAUAGCAAAAUGUCAAAUGGUAGAGUGAUAGUGGUGCGAUGCGAUUGCUCUUUCACAACGAGGGAAAUACCAUUUCAAGCCAACUAACGCUUUCGUAUACACGGUUUACGAUCGUCGUCCCGAAUCGUCGGUUUCACGAUUCCCACCUACAAACAUCGCUGCUACCGCUGCACAAAUCGCAGCGGCGAUUGAUUCUUCCUCCUCUUCUUCGACUCCGGUGUUACCAAAUUUGUGCUCUUCGAAUAUCCCGAUUUCAUCGUGCAGAGGAAACGAGAUUGGGAUCCUCUCUAGCGAAGUGCCGAGUUUAUACAGUGUCAACCUUCGCCAACGUUCCAGGAACACUGACCCAAAGUUUGUAAUCACUUGCAUCUCGUCGUGAGAAUUAUCGAUCCUCGACGUUCGGACGACCGCGAGAACUCCGAAGGUUCGGAGUGAAGGAAGACGUGAUUUGAAAUGAAUUUUGUCACCGACAGUGCCAGACGAAAGGUUGUGUUAAACGCGAGUGAAAGUAGUGUGGUUAUGCAUUGCUUUUUUUGGAUUAGAAAAAACACGUCCGAUUAUGCAGUUAAAGAAAGCAAUGCUUAAGAUAUUUGAUCAAUGAAAAGACAGUGCGAAGUGGAAGUGAAGUGGAGUGAAGAAAGUGGUCAUCCGUGAUGGGUAUGGGGCAAACGCUGAGCAUGUGUAGAGACGUCAACGCCUGCUUAGACCGAAAGAGCCUGCAUCUGCGGAGCAUAGAGGAGCCCAGGAUGACUGCGGAGACGGCGGCGCCAUGCGUUCAGGGAGUCAGCAACAUGGGCUCCGUCUCCCAGACCGGUCAGGAUGGCGGUGUACACGUGAAAUCUUACUAUUCCAACGUAUCGUCGACACCGGCCAUCUAUGACCCAGAAUAUGCACGCAUGGAGGCCUGGCUCGACGAACAUCCAGAUUUCGUCACCGACUACUUUCUCAGGAAGGUGACUCGGCAGACGGUAGAUUUGUGGCUGGUCUCGCACGCGACGCCUACUUCGGGUACCGGUAGCUGCAUGGAACUGUCAAGUCCCACGCACGCCGGUGCCCCUUCCUCUUCGAGCCGGGGUGGUUCGGGGGCGACCACGCCGGUUAGAAAAAUAUCGGCACAUGAAUUCGAACGCGGUGGACUUUUGAAGCCCAUUGUGAACACUAUCGACGGAACGCCGACGUUUCUGAGCGUUUCCGGCGAACCGGGACAACCGGGUAACCAGCAAGUCGGAGCGGGAACGCCCGGACGACCCCAGCGUCGAUCGAGGCACGAACUUCGACAUCUCGACGAAAAGGAUCUGAUAUUCGAACUGGUCAAGGACAUCUGCAACGAGUUGGACGUGAGGUCUUUGUGUCACAAGAUUCUGCAAAAUGUUAGCACCCUUCUGCACGCCGACAGAGGAUCGUUGUUUCUAGUCCAGGGUGAAAGAGGCGGUGGUUGCACGCCACAUCAUAAUCACGAUACUUCUGGUGCUCAGGGGAAUAACGGACACACCAGGAACCACUCGUAUUCGAGGAGCCGGUGUUUAGUCUCGAAGCUAUUCGACGUCUGUUCGAGGUCCACCCUGUUGGAGAUGGAGAAAAAGGAGGAGAUCAGAAUACCCUGGGGAACGGGAAUUGUCGGGUACGUUGCCGAGAGCGGAGAACCCGUCAAUAUCCCCGACGCGUACAAGGACGCUAGAUUUAACCGAGAGAUCGACGCUUUAACGGGGUACAGAACGAGAGCGUUACUGUGUAUGCCGAUAAAAGACUGUAGCGGGGAUGUAAUCGGGGUUGCUCAGGUGAUCAACAAACUCGGUGGAGAGGGUCAGUUUACCGUACAAGAUGAGAAGGUAUUCGCCGGUUACCUGCAAUUUUGCGGUAUCGGAUUGAGGAACGCACAAUUAUACGAGAAGAGUCAGCUGGAGGUGAAGAGGAAUCAGGUACUGCUCGAUCUAGCCAGAAUGAUAUUCGAGGAACAAAGUACCAUCGAGCACAUGGUAUUCAGAAUUCUGACGCACACCCAGUCGCUGAUUCAGUGCCAACGAGUUCAGGUACUCUUAGUGCACAAGGCGUCAAAGGGCAGCUUCUCACGGGUCUUUGACUUUGAGGCUAGCGACCUCGCCGGAGAGGACUCGGAUUCCCGCACUAGUCCGUUUGAAAGUAGAUUUCCAAUCAACGUUGGAAUCACCGGUUACGUGGCGACAACAGGCGAGACGGUGAAUAUUCCCAAUGCUUACGAGGACUCGAGAUUUGACCCGUCGGUCGACGACGGCACGGGGUUCCGGCAUCGUGGUAUUCUCUGUAUGCCGAUAAAAAAUUCAUCCGGACAAAUUAUAGGCGUUAUUCAGCUUAUAAACAAGUUCGAUGAUCUCGCAUUUACUAAAAAUGACGAGAAUUUCGUCGAGGCAUUCGCCAUUUUCUGCGGCAUGGGCAUCCACAACACGCAUAUGUACGAAAAGGCUGUGAUAGCGAUGGCAAAACAAAGUGUCACCCUGGAGGUGCUAAGUUACCACGCUUCAGCGUCUCUGGAAGACGCGUUAAGACUAAGGCAGGAGCUGCGCGUACCUUCGUCAGCGCAUUUCCAGUUACACGAUUUCAAAUUCGACGACAUUCACAUGGAGGAUGACGAGACACUGGCCGCCUGCCUAAGGAUGUUCUUGGACUUGGAUUUUGUCGAACGGUUUCACAUCGACUACGAAGUGUUAUGCCGAUGGCUGUUGAGCGUUAAAAAAAAUUACCGAAACGUUACGUAUCACAACUGGCGGCACGCCUUCAACGUCGCUCAAAUGAUGUUCGCCAUACUGACGGCCACGCAGUGGUGGAAAAUAUUCGGUGAAAUUGAAUGUCUUGCGUUGAUAAUCGCCUGCCUUUGUCACGACCUCGAUCACCGGGGAACCAACAAUUCCUUCGAAAUAAAAGCGUCCUCGCCGUUGGCACAAUUGUACUCGACGUCGACGAUGGAACAUCAUCAUUUCGAUCAAUGUUUGAUGAUUCUCAGCAGUCACGGCAAUCAAAUUCUAGCGAAUGUCUCGCCGGACGAGUAUUCGCGCGUUGUCAAAGUAUUGGAAGAGGCCAUUCUCUCGACCGAUCUCGCCGUUUAUUUUCGCAAGAGAACUGCUUUCCUCAGUUUAGCCCGAGGUGGUUCUUACAAUUGGGCUUUCGGGGAACACAGAGAAUUACUGCGAGGCAUGUUGAUGACGGUAUGCGAUUUAGCAGCCAUCACCAAACCUUGGGAGGUAGAAAAACGAGUCGCCGAACUUGUCAGCAGUGAAUUUUUCGAACAAGGCGACAUCGAGAGACGGACAUUGAAUAUAACUCCGAUUGACAUUAUGAACAGAGAAAAGGAGGACCAACUCCCGAUGAUGCAGGUUGGCUUCAUCGAUUCCAUUUGCCUCCCGAUAUACGAGGCAUUCGCACUUUUGUCGGACAAACUUGAGCCGUUGGUAGAGGGAGUAAGAACGAAUAAACGUCAUUGGAUCGAGAUUGCCGAGUCAACGACUAACGAGUGUACGAAUCACUGUACCAACCACGAUAGGUCUACACCGUCGGUUGAAUCUCCAUCGGAAACAUCGGACGUCGAAGAUUCGAAUGUUCAAGAAAUCGAACAGUAGAUAUUAUUAGGGAUGUCCGCGUUUGUUCUUCAAUCUUUAACGCCGUCCCCGUGGUCCAGCUUAAUCCGUUAAGCUUUUUACACAGAGUGAUGUCAAGAUUGAGGUUUUUCAACUCACAAUCAGACCAAAAGCGACACAUGGGAUCGAAGCGGGUCGCCUGUUUUGAUCUAGAGAAUCUACGCAACUGCGCAACGUUUGACUGAAUCUUUCAGUCACAUCAGAUGAUGCUUAACCGGCGGUAAGAAUACCAUCUUUCCGAUUUUGGAAUAAUUUUUUUUGUUUCCUUCAAAUGACCGGGUGUUCGAUAAGCGUCUAAGCGGAUGCGUAGCUCGUCGCAGAGUUUAAAGCUCGCUAAACGCGGGAGUUCAUUUGGGACCACAAUAGUAUCGAGUUGUCAUAGUCGCCGGGUAAAUAAUUGCUCUCAUAUAUAUGAUUAGAAAUAUAUGCGCGCUGGGUGCCGUCCAUUUCUUUUAUUAAUUUCAUUAUUGAAUUUAGACCCUGCGUAGACCGCUGAGCCCAGUUAACGCGCGGCAUCGGAUGCGAUAAUGAAAAGCAAAACCUGAUAUCGACUGACAAAAAGACUUAAUUCUCGGCUCGCUCGGUGCAACAGCAGCGAUAGUAUUGAAACGGCUAUGAUGCGCUAGGCACGACUUAAGCAUAUCUUAAGUUUUUAAGUGUACAUAGAAUUGAAUUAUUGAAUCGGUUUCCUCUAAAAUGAGCAACGUCUAAUGAGUGAGUGAAUCGCCGGAUCGUGUGAUUUUAACCAAAUUUCAAAAUUGAAAAUAUUACCUAUUUAAUGAGAAAAUAUAAAUAACCACUCUUUUUCAAUUGAAAGGCUGCAGAUAGGCGGGUGAGAAAAUAAUUUUCAAAAUAUUUUAUUAAAUAUUAUAAUAAAUAGGUAUAUGCUCUCUGUCGCGGUGCUCUGCAAAUUUACCUGUCAGAAUAAUGUCAGUGCACCAAUUAUUUAUUUAAUGUUAAUAUUAAUAUGAUGAAUAAACGUAUACAUAACUGUUCCAACGGUUUAUUGCACUCCUACGUAUGUAUUUUAAUCGAAGAGACAGAAUUCGCAAGAGGAAAUAUUCUGAAAAUAAAAGAUGAAAGAAUAUUUAUGAACAAAUAAAUAAUUUACAAAAUUUACAAAAAGUGUUUUGUACACGACAAAACAAUAAUAUCACCAGAAAAUAUCACACCAAAGAUAACACACAAGAAAAAAAUAAAGAAAACGAGAAUAAUAAUAAUAAUAUUAAUGAUAAUUAAGUCGGGAUCAUCAACGACUUUUCAAUAAUUUAUCCAUGAUUACAUGAAACGGUGUAAUUUAUUCAAAGAAAUAACCUGAUUGAAUGAGCAUGUAGAAAAUGCUACUUUUGUACCUGAUUGUAUUUUAUACAGCCAUGCAGCGGACCGUUGGAGCCAAGUAAUUAGUAGUUUGAAUUAUUAUUGUAUACAUAAUAUAACAUAGUAUAAUAUAACAUGAUAUAAUAUAUAUAUAUAGAAAAAUGAUAAAAAUUGACGAAGUUUUAUAUGUACACAAAAAUCUAGGGAAUAGGCACGCUGGAUGCGCAAAGAUGUUCAUUUUUAAUUAGUUAUAACGAGAAUCAAAAAGAAGAAAAAACCACAAAAAAAAAAAAAACUGAUGAAUAAAUAAAAAUAUUCUUAAUUAAUAUAUGUAUAAUAAUAAUAAUCAACCAAAGUGUAUAUUUAUGUACCGAAAGAAAUGAAGCCGGGACGGGGCAAGUGCUACCGACCUGCCCUGUCCAACCCUCGCAUGGACCACGUCCGUUUCAAUUAUUUCUAAUAAACUUGUGCUGUAUUAGUAGCAAAAAUGAACGCACGAACGCGAACACGUACACCUACAAUUCAACGCACGGUUCACGCACUCCGCUAUAUUGUAACUAUAACACAUACUUUUUCUACCUACAAGUAAAACGUAUGACCCCCUAAAAAUUUGAUGAAAAACAUCUCAACCACUGGCCAUCAGAUGUGGGGCAGAAACCUCCUUAGUUUGAAAUUCAAUGGCAGAGGGACAAUCUUACUGGGUUGCCUGAAGAACACUUUCCAACUAAUUGAGAUGAAAAUUAUCUAUACGGAUCAAGAAACAUUAUGGACGAAAAAACGAAUUCUUUGAGAUUUACGAGGAACUUCGAAGGCAGAUUUCAGGACUAGACUUAAAAGUAAAAUUCCCCCUCCCAAAUAAGCAACGCUCGUAACAAAAUGUUUGAGUUCCUCUGCGCGUACGGGUGGAUUGCGUGUUCUUUACUUAUACGUUGUGUCUUUCAUGUUCCUUUUUAUUUCUGUAUGGGGUAUCUUGAUAUAAUAUAUGAGUUUUGCUGUUUCCUUUAGUGCUUUCUAUUUAUGUUCUGCCUUUUUCUUCCUGUCUCCAACCACACGUGACGGUGGAUCGAUAUUCGUCAUUAUACAUAUAAAUACGGGCGUCAUUGUGCGCAGACUAAGAAACAGAAAACACAAUAUUAUUAUUAAUUUUAAUUCAUACAUUAUGUACAGUUUAUGUAAAUUAUUCAUGUGGAUGAUAUGAGGAAACAGAAGAAGAAAGUAUAUACACAAUAUAUAGCGCUAAUUCGAAUAAAAUCAUGAUGAAUUAUAUACAUACUUCUGAUAUGUAAAUGAUAUCUAAUAUAUUGAAAUGAAAAGAAAAAAUAAAA
Molecule: messenger RNA, 7282 nt
Organism: Athalia rosae (coleseed sawfly)
Lineage: Eukaryota; Metazoa; Arthropoda; Insecta; Hymenoptera; Athaliidae
Product: dual 3',5'-cyclic-AMP and -GMP phosphodiesterase 11
Exons: 16
Coding region: 1686-4622 (978 amino acids)
Biological process (GO): signal transduction
Molecular function (GO): 3',5'-cyclic-AMP phosphodiesterase activity; 3',5'-cyclic-GMP phosphodiesterase activity; protein binding
Source: RefSeq, a predicted model, not a curated record